GCUUUGGCCUCUAUCUUCUUCAGUUCCCGCUACCAGCGAGCGGCGAUUCCUCUUUCAAAACUUCGCACAUGGUUAGUUGAGUAAUAAAGGGAGAGCUCAGUGAUCUUCAAUGGAGCAGCGCGUGUGGAGCUCGUGCGAGCAGUCUCUGGACACCGAUAAGCCUCUCUCUCUACAAGCCCUAGCUUCCAUGAGGUCUCUUAUCGUUAAUCCUCACACUUCCAAUUCCACUAUUUCUUCAAUACUCAAAACCCUAACUCGCUCUGUCCAGCAGACCGCUGAUUCGCUCACUCGCCAUCACACUCUCAAGCUGUUCACUGACCUCGCCUCAUACCGCACUCAUCUCUCCCCUCUUAUAUUCCACUCGCUCCAUUCCAACUCGCUCGUCUCCACCGACUCAAGUCUCCUAGCUGCUGAGUCACUCGCUGCCCUCUCUUCCAUCUCAAAGUGCAAUCCAACUUUACCAAUCGAGCUGGAUGAUCGACUCUUUGUAUCGCUGUGUUUUGGUGCCUCGGUAUCUGCACGAUUGUGGCUUCUAAGAAAUGCCGAGAAGUUUGGUAUAAGGUUGAACGUGUUGUUCACUGUGUUUUUGGGUUUUACGAAGGAUCCUUAUCCCUAUGUUAGGAAAGAGGCCUUGGAUGGAUUAGUUGGCUUGUGUAAAUUCGGAGUUUUUGAAGAUCGGAGUGUGAUUGAAGGAUGCUAUUACCGUGGUGUUGAGCUUCUAAAAGAUGCAGAAGAUUGUGUACGGUGUGCUGCAGUUCGCGUGGUCAAAGAAUGGGGUCAAAUGCUUAUAGCAUCCAGUCAAGAGGAAGAUAAAAGAGAUUGGUCAAAUACAGUAUUCAUACAGCUCUGUUCUAUGGUAAGGGAUAUGUGUGUGGGUGUCAGGAUAGAAAUUUUUAAUGCCCUCGGGAACAUACAAAUGGUAUCUGAGGACAUUUUGUUACAAACCCUAUCUAAGAAGGUCCUAUCGAUCAUGAAAAAGAAGAGAUCUCACAGCCUACACACUACAGAAAAUUUUGAACUUUUGGCAUCAAGUGCUGCUGGAGCUUUUAUUCAUGGGCUUGAAGAUGAAUUCUGUGAGGUGCAAAAGUCCGCUUGUUGCUCUUUGCGGAAGCUCAUCACCCUUUCUUCUGAGUUUGCUGAUCAGGCCUUAAGCCUGUUGAUGGACAUGCUGAAUGCUAAUUCAAUGGUUAUCAGGUUAGAAGCUCUGGAAACACUGCAUCAUAUGGCAAUCUCUGAGUGUCUAAAUGUGCAAGAGAUACACAUGCAUAUGUUUCUUGGUUCUCUAAUUGACAAUAAUGAUCUAAUAAGAUCUGCAGCGAGAAAAAUUUUUAAAUUAGUGAAGCUGCCCAGUUUGGAUUUAUUUAGACUCUCAGUCGAUGGCCUUCUCGAAAGUUUGGAGAUAUAUCCUCAGGAUGAAGCAGGUGUCUUCUCAGUUUUGUUUUAUAUGGGUCAAAACCAUGGGAAUUUUACGGCCUGCAUUAUCAAGGAGGUUUCCCAAGAGAUAGAGCCAGUUUCUAAUGGAGAUUUGGGCCUGGAUAGUGCAAGAGUAGCUGCAUUUCUUGUACUUUCCAUCUCAGCUCCACUCUCUUGUGAUCAGAAUGGUCAAAGUAUCCCACCCAGAUUAUUCUCUUAUGCGGUUACCUUGCUAGGACGUAUCACUUCUGCUUUGAAUGACAUUGUGGACCAAAAUACUCUUUUGGCUUAUUUGUCUCGGUGCAGUAGAUCCUACAUUUCCUCUGGCAUGGAAGUUGAAGGGGAAGAAUUUUCACUGCCUGUGGCUGAUGUUGAUGUUGCAACUACUACUGUCAUCAAUGAUAGCAAUCCCGUUGCAAUGCCUUUGAUGCAAAUAGGCAAUGAAAAUUCUGAAAUUCAUUCUAUGAUAUCUUGUGAAUCCGGGAAUGUAGGGACUUCAAUUAUAGAAUGCCAGCUGGAAGAGCAUGGUCAAAUCAGGAAAUCUGUGAAUCUUAUCCUUGCCCAGGUCAAAGAUUUAUGGCUGUUGGUACAAUCAAGAUGCAUCAGUGAGGCAUUAAAGAUUUUGAGGGCUUGCAAGGAAGAGUUGGCAAUUUUUACUCCUGCAUUGCCUGAAUCUGUGGGUGCAUUGGCAUUUACCUCGCAAUACCUCCACGUAAUUAAACUGCUUGUUAAGAUAUGGGGGCACAUUGUGUGGAAGGUCCAAUCUUGUGAAAUUGGAGAACUAGAGAUUCUCUUCGGGAAACUAGAAAGGAGACUCAGAGAAAUGAGGUGUAGGUUUAUAGGGUUUUCUAAAGAAGAGGAGUCGCUUAUCUUGGAGCUUACACUUUUGGCAUGUAUUCUGAGGUUGUCCGAAGUUGAAAUCUGCUGCUACCUUGCCACUUUGAAAAAGCUGUCUACUACAAUUUCACAUUUAGAGUUUCUUAACAAGGAAGGAUCUAUUGAAUUGUCCAAUUUUGUAAUGGAAGUUAAGAAAACUUUGCAUGAGAUAGCCACUCCAAUAGGAUGUGUUUCCUGCAGUCCCUUCGUGUUUAAGAAGUUGAUUAACCACUAUUCAGCAAAGCAGUUCAGUUUAAGCAGAGUAACUCAUUUAUAUGCUGCGUUGAGUGUUCAUGGUAAUGAUUUUGAAAACCCUCUCCCUUUUAUCUCAGGCCUACCUGUGGCUAUACCUUUAGAGAUUACCUUGCACAAUGUAUCAAGGGAUGCUAGGUUGUGGGUAAGGAUGGCAAUGAGUGAAGAGUUGGUUCAGUUUUUCUUUUUAGAUUUGAAGAUUCUUGGAGGCUGUGAUGAGGUCACAAAAUUUACGCAUGCUACACCCUUUUACAGAACUCCAAAAGCAGGUUCAUUCACGUUAAGAGUUUGUGUAGUAAUGGAAUGCUUGUUUGAGGAUGCACAUUCGGUAAAAAGCUUUGUAGGUCCAAAGCGUUCAUUAGUGUAUCUUUGCCCUGAAAAGGAAGUUUAUCUAUACAUGAUUUAGGAUUGACUGGUUUUGUAAGAUUGUGUACAAAAAUUAUUCAGAAAGAGUGUGAUUUUUGCAUCCAAGGCAGCUGCAAGCUAAAAAUUUGAUACAUCAGAGUACGACUGAUGAAUGGGAAAUUUUUUUGUUCCUUUUGGUGGUCAGGGAACUGGCUCUAUCCCAGUAGUGUCUAGACUCUAGAUCAGCUUUUCCAGGUAAUUUCCACAAAGAUGAUUGUCAUCAGUUAGUAGAUUGAUUUAUUUCUAGAAGAUGCUUUUUGAUGGCAGUUCUGAAAAACAAAAUAUUUGAUGGCAGAAACCAGCUUAUUCCCCUUCAUGCCCAGUGAUUCCAAUUACCGGAAUAACACUUCCAAAACUAUCCCUGGGAAUUUACUGAAGUCAAUGCCUUGGGAAGCUUUUCGAUCAUAUGCUUCCACCAGUUAUUCUUUUAAGGUAUAUGUUGGAUGAAAUUUCCAAUUCCAUCAUGAUACCUCCAUUCUUGAUCAUAAUAAAUGACUGUUUGUAAUGAUAGCUUACUUUUGUAAAUAUUUCAUUUACAAUUUUAUUGAAUAUGCAUGUAUUAUUUAAUAAUAUUGUAUAAGAAUAUAAAUUUACUAUUGAAAAUCUUGUUUUUACAAA
This is a messenger RNA of Hevea brasiliensis (rubber tree), 3564 nucleotides long. Its product is annotated as protein SIEL. The transcript is spliced from 8 exons. Bases 110 to 2947 code for a protein of 945 amino acids. Lineage: Eukaryota; Viridiplantae; Streptophyta; Magnoliopsida; Malpighiales; Euphorbiaceae. Gene Ontology annotation, cellular component: endosome. The record is from RefSeq and is a predicted model, not a curated record. Gene Ontology annotation, biological process: intercellular transport.